This is a messenger RNA of Oikopleura dioica, 834 nucleotides long. The record is from the annotation of a GenBank genome assembly. Lineage: Eukaryota; Metazoa; Chordata; Appendicularia; Copelata; Oikopleuridae.
AUGCAAUGGUGGGCUUAUUUGCUUAUGCUCGCCGUGUACAUUGUCUACCUUUUGAUAGGCGCCGCGGUCUUCCAAAAACUCGAACAGCCUUUUGAAGAGAAGCGCUGCGACGACGCAAAAUCAAAAGUUCGCGAAAAAAAGGACGAAUUUGGCAAUGAGCCGAACGGGUCACCAAUUUCUCAUUCCGAAAUUAAUUAUGCUCAUCGAUCAUUGAAAACGAUAUUGACGAUAAUAUCGAUAGUUGAUGGUUUCGUGAUCCAAACUCAGUAUUUUUACAUUUUUGGGCUGAACAAAAAGUUCUGCGAUGGAAUCGAUCAGUGGAACAAAAAUGAGACGCUUUCCAACAACACCUCUGAAGUCAUCAAAAAACUGAUCAUGGAAUGGAAAUCUUACGACUGCUCGCAGGAACGAGAAGACAACGCGUGGAAGACCAUUCAGAACAACAAGACGCAGGUGCAGGAGUACAUCAAGGUCUGGAAGGCGAUUGCGGCUCCUGUUCUCGCAAAAAGUUUUAAUGAUGAGCUUCUGAGUAUAAAAGGCGAAACAGUGCGAAAAGUGAUGGAACGCACAGCCCAAUUCGGCAUCAACAAUUACUUGGCCCUGAAGAAAGAUUGUACAGAUCAUUGGAACUUCCACAACGCCUUUUUCUUCGCGGGCACAGUAGCUACUACGAUUGGAUACGGCAACAUUUCGCCCUCCACCAACCACGGCAAGUUGUUUUGCAUAACCUUCACGGUCAUUGGAAUCCCCUAUUUUGCAUAUAUGGUCGGUGCACUUGCCGAACUCAUCAGCUACAAAAUUGAUGACAUUGUAAAGACACGGCUUUUCGAAUAA